AUGGCGGAUUAUGAUUUCGUUCGUCAAUUGGACUCUCAAAGAUCUGACUGGAGAAUUAUAGUGAAAAUACUCAAAAAAUGGGUGGUGGAUUACUCGGACGAUAAUCGAAGUCUAAAUUUCAUUCUGGUCGAUGAAAGAGGUUGUAGAAUACAGGCUCGGGUAAACAAUCAGAUGAUGGAGCAUUUCAAUCAAAUAUGCGAAGAAGAUCAAUGGGAGUACAUGCUAGAAUGUGAUGCACAUGGUGAGUUGGCAACUGAAAUAAGAGAUAAAUGUAGAGAAUACGAAGGUCCCUUUGCUAUAUGUGUGUUAACCGAUUGGUGUGUAGCAAUUGAUGGGGAGAAUGUGUCUAUCAAGGAUCAUGAUGACGAUGGUGUGUCCCGUUUUAUCACUGAUUCACCUAUUGAUGAAGUUUUGACCUUGCGCAAUAGGAUUAGAGAGAGAUUAUAUGGGCUGGAUACAGAUGAUGUCUAA
This is a messenger RNA of Eutrema salsugineum, 471 nucleotides long. RefSeq lists its product as uncharacterized. NCBI's taxonomy places the organism in Eukaryota, Viridiplantae, Streptophyta, Magnoliopsida, Brassicales, Brassicaceae. The transcript has 5 exons. Bases 1 to 471 code for a protein of 156 amino acids. The record is from RefSeq and is a predicted model, not a curated record.